This is a messenger RNA of Colletotrichum karsti, 642 nucleotides long. Its product is annotated as putative ribosomal protein L23. The transcript has 2 exons. Gene Ontology annotation, cellular component: ribosome; mitochondrial large ribosomal subunit. Gene Ontology annotation, biological process: mitochondrial translation. Gene Ontology annotation, molecular function: structural constituent of ribosome. Bases 1 to 642 code for a protein of 213 amino acids. The record is from RefSeq and is a predicted model, not a curated record. Lineage: Eukaryota; Fungi; Ascomycota; Sordariomycetes; Glomerellales; Glomerellaceae.
AUGGCGACGUCAGCGACAGAGGCGGUUACCCGCGCGGUACCGAACUUCAGGCUCGGACUGAAGAAGGUCUACCUGCCUUCCCACACGAUCACCCUCAUCCGAAAAGACAAAUUACCACCCAACUGGGCCGUAUUCCAGGUGCCCCUCACCUUCACCAAGUUCGACCUGCGCGACUACCUAUGGAACCUCUACGGUGUCGAGACGACGGCGGUGCGGUCGUGGGUGAUGGCCAAGAAGGUGGAGCGCAAGAGCAAGAACCACGGGCACUACCGCCCGCAGUCGGACAAGUUCAUGCAGGUGCAGCUGGUGAAGCCGUUCGCCUUCCCGCCGCCGCCCGAGGACCUCGAGCCCUGGAACAAGAAGCUGUGGAAGGCCCGCGAGCAGCUCAAGUGGGACCACUACAAGCCGCUGGAGCUGCGCCAGCAGGGCAAGCUGUCGUACCCGAGCAGGGCGCCCAGAAGCCUCGAGAGAAAGGCCCUCGCGGAGCAGGCUAAGGCGCUGCUAGGCGGGGAGAAGGAGUGGGAGGGCCCGAAGGAAAUGGAUAGCAAGUGGGAUAUGAUUGUUGAGGCGUCGAAGAAGAUGAAGAACGAGGGCGAGAAGAAGGCUGAGGGUGAGGCGAAGGUUGAGGGCGAGGACAAGUAA